AAAAUAUUUAAUUGUAUUUAUCCUAUAUACUUUAAACAGCGAAAAAAAAUAUUUUUUAAUCAAAAUUCUAUAACGAAUUUUCGUCUAUUAUCAUCAACAAAAAUUUCUAAUUUUAAUUUUACUUUAUCACCAUAUAAUAAUAAUAAAUCUUCAAAUCAACAAAGACCACAACAAAAUCGUAAACCUCGUGAUGAAGAAAUUAAAUCACAAUAUAUCAAAUAUGUUAAUUUAGAGGGUCAAUUACAAGGGACGUACCCAUUAAAAAAAAUUUUAUCAUCCUUUGAUAGAAAAAAAUAUUGGUUAGUUCAAGUUUCACCAGAUAACGCUGCUUUAUCGUCAAAAAAUCCUUUACAACAGCUUUCCCAAGAACGUCGUCAUCAAGAACAAAAAGAAAUACCAAUAUGUAAAUUAGUUUCUAAACAAGAAU
Molecule: messenger RNA, 427 nt
Organism: Rhizophagus irregularis DAOM 181602=DAOM 197198
Lineage: Eukaryota; Fungi; Glomeromycota; Glomeromycetes; Glomerales; Glomeraceae
Biological process (GO): mitochondrial translational initiation; ribosome disassembly
Cellular component (GO): mitochondrion
Molecular function (GO): ribosome binding; translation initiation factor activity
Source: RefSeq, a predicted model, not a curated record